AUGAUACACUCAAAUAUGUAUAUAUAUAUAUAUAUAUUACUAGGUCGUGUUCAUUCAGCAGUUGUAUCUGGCGUUAAUUGGAACAAUAGAAGUGUAACUGUAGAAUGGUUUGAGCAUGGAGAAACUAAAGGAAAAGAACUUCCCGUAGAUCAAAUUUUAAGUUUAAACCCAGAUUUAUGUCCCGAACCUUAUUAUCCUCACAAUACAGCACCUGCCAGUAAUUCCAAUUCUACUGGAGGUAUUAAUCGAAUGAGACUGAAUUUUGCUAAACUUGGCGUUCCACAAAAUUUGAGUAACGGAGUACCGUCCGGUGGUGGAGUUCCACCUCGACAAGUUAGAAAUAGGCCUAACUCAAACAUCACAAAUGGUCAUGGAGUUCCCAGUGAUUACACAAGUAAAGAAACUGAAAUUUUGCAAAUUUCUCAACAUCAACAACCUUCUACUCCGAAUGCAGUGCAUCGGAUCACUCCUACUUUUGCUGUACCUCAAGCUCGAACUAAUACAACGCAAGCCCUAAUUACUGCUCAACAAACUAGAUCGAUGGGUAACACUGGCCAUCAAAUUGAUCAAGCAUCAACUUUGCCAGUAGCAAAUCCGGCAGUUACAAGAAGAAGCAAUGUUGUUAAGGAGGUAGAAAAAUUAAAAAAGAAUCGUGAGGAAAGGAGACUUCGGCAGGCCGAAUUAAAAGAAGAAAAAGAAGCCCUUAUGAACUCGGAUCCCGGGGAAUAUCGAUCUAAUUUAGAGUUUCGUCCUCUAAAAGAAAACGAUACAAUUGAGGAUCAUCAAAUAACUGUUUGUGUGAGAAAACGACCAUUAAAUAAAAAAGAAAUAAACAGAAAAGAAAUAGAUGUGGUGACGGUUCCUACUAAAGAUCAAAUAGUCGUUCAUGAACCAAAAAAUAAAUUUGAUUUAACGAAGUAUUUGGAAAAUCAAAAUUUUAGGUUUGAUUAUGCUUUUGAUGAUUCUUGCAAUAAUGAAACUGUGUAUAAAUUUACUGCUAAGCCUCUCGUUCAAACAGUUUUUGAAGGUGGAAUGGCCACUUGUUUUGCUUACGGGCAAACCGGAAGUGGAAAAACUCACACAAUGGGUGGUGAUUUUAAUGGUAAAACUCAGGAUUGCAAAAAGGGUAUUUACGCAAUGGUGGCUAAAGAUUUUUUCAAGUUUCUUAAUUCGCCUAAAUACCGUUCUUUGAAAUUAAUUGUUUCUGCAAGCUUUUUUGAAAUAUAUAGCGGGAAGGUAUUCGAUCUGCUAGCGGAUAAAGCUAAACUAAGAGUAUUAGAAGAUGGAAAAAAUUGCGUUCAGAUCGUAGGUUUAACAGAAAAAGUAGUGGAAAACGUGGAUGAAGUAUUAAAAUUAAUUCAACAUGGUAACUCUGUUCGUACAUCGGGACAAACAUCCGCAAAUUCAAAUUCAUCGAGAUCGCAUGCUGUUUUUCAAAUUAUUGUCAGAACACCAGGAGUAAAUAAAAUUUAUGGAAAAUUUUCUUUAAUUGAUUUAGCUGGAAACGAACGCGGAGCAGAUACGUCGUCAUCAAAUCGACAAACCAGAAUGGAGGGUGCUGAAAUAAAUAAAUCACUUUUGGCUUUAAAAGAAUGUAUUCGAGCUCUUGGAAGAAAGGGAGCUCAUUUGCCUUUUAGAGCAAGUAAAUUGACACAAGUACUAAGAGAUUCUUUUAUUGGAGAAAAAUCAAAAACUUGCAUGAUUGCCAUGAUAAGUCCAGGAAUGAGCUCAUGUGAGCAUUCAUUAAAUACUCUAAGGUAUGCUGAUCGAGUUAAAGAAUUAGCCGUGACGGAGCCACCUGAAAAAAUUUCUCCAACAGACGGAGGAUCACCUGAAGUUGUAGAACGUGCAAUGUUAAAUGACAGUGAUUUAGCCCAGCUUCGGUCUUUAAAUGAAGGAGAAUUGUCUGCCGAUUUGUAUAAUUUUCAUGAAGUAGUUUCCCAAUUGCAACAACAAGAAGACGAAGUAUUAGAUUUACACAAAGAAGUUAUUGAUUUCCAAAGUAAAUGGUUUAAGGAAGAUAUUGAAUUACUCAACAGUACUAGGGAAGUCGAUUACGACCAGGAAGUUUAUUCUACCCGAUUACAAAAUUUAAUUAAAGAAAAAAUGAAUAUAUUUAGGGCCUUUGAUGAAAAAGUAGCGUCUUUCAGAGACCAAUUAGUAGCCGAAGAACAAUUUAGCCAAAAAGUGAAACCCAGGCCCGGGAGAUUUAACUAA
Molecule: messenger RNA, 2217 nt
Organism: Pediculus humanus corporis (human body louse)
Lineage: Eukaryota; Metazoa; Arthropoda; Insecta; Psocodea; Pediculidae
Product: kif-2, putative
Exons: 13
Coding region: 1-2217 (738 amino acids)
Biological process (GO): microtubule-based movement
Molecular function (GO): microtubule motor activity; microtubule binding; ATP binding
Source: RefSeq, a predicted model, not a curated record